Molecule: messenger RNA, 2157 nt
Organism: Lasiosphaeria miniovina
Lineage: Eukaryota; Fungi; Ascomycota; Sordariomycetes; Sordariales; Lasiosphaeriaceae
Exons: 4
Coding region: 1-2157 (718 amino acids)
Molecular function (GO): protein binding
Source: RefSeq, a predicted model, not a curated record
AUGGCCGUUGUUCAAGUUCCUGCUCUCCCAGCUGCGGUGGCCGCCAAGGCCCUCGUCGGCCAGCCCCCGCCCCGCAAACUGACCAAGGAGGAGCUGAUCAGGACGCACAAGACCCAUCUCAAGAAGCAGGACCUGUCGCCCGACGAGGCACGGCCAGUCAAGCAGCCCGUCCUGUCCGAGGCCUACCCGGCGUCGACGAAGUCGAUCCGCGAUGUCGAGUUUAUGCCCCUGAGCGAGCUGCGCGUGGAGACGCACCACCGCGGGCGCGGCGUCAUCGUCAAGGUGAUCAGCCCGCCGUACAUUGGGGCGGGGGCCGUGAGCAUCGUCGAGGACGGCUUCGGCAACGUCGACAAGCUGGCCAUCUACAACCAGCCCGACUCGUCCAUCCUGUCGGCCGUGCCCGAGGGCUGCGUCGUGGCCGUCAAGGAGCCAUACUACAAGCACAACGGCGCCGAGCACGACUACAUGAUUUGUGUCGACCACCCGUCCGACGUGGUGCUGUUGCGAUUCGCCGACCCCCUGAUCCCCGAGCAGCUGCGCCUCGGCCCGCUGCUCAAGUCGGCCGACGAAUGGCGUGCCGCAGGUGACACGGCGUUCAUCGAGAAGGAUCUUCCGACGGCCGUCUUCUGCUAUACCGAGGCACUGGAGACGUCCGAAGACGAGAAGUUCAAAGCCCCCGUCUUCACCAAGCGCGCCGGCACCAACCUGCUGCUGGGGCGGUACGACGCGGCCAUGGCGGACGCGCUAGCAUCGCGGACGGGCGGGCCAGGGGACUGGAAGGCGUACUACAACGCGGGGCGGGCUGCGUACGGGCUGUGCCAGUACGCGGCGAGCCGCACGCACCUCGAGCAGGCGCUGGAGCUCAGCUCGGGCAGCAGCAGCUCGGGCAGCGGCGGGAUACGCAAGGAGCACGAGCGGUGCCUGGCGCGGCUGCGCGAGGAGGAGCACGGCGACUACGACUUUCCGGCCAUGGCGGCGUCGCUGAGCCCCACCGCCGUGCACCUCGACCGGGGGUCGUUCCUGCGGCGGACGCGCGUCGACUCGUCGCCACACCACGGCCGCGGGCUGUUCGCGACGCAGGCCAUCGCCGCAGGCGAGCUCGUCUUUGUCGAGAAGGCCACGCUCAUGCCCAACCAGUACGAGCCGUCUCGGGCGUCGGCCGCCUUGUACGCCAUGACGGUGCGGCAGCUGUGCGACAACCCGUCGCUGGCGCAGUCGGUGCUGACGCUGUACGCGGGCGACGGCGUGGCGGGCUCGCGGACGGGAGCAGAGGACACCAUCAUCGACGGCAGGCCGGUGGUCGACGUGUUCCUGGUCGAGGGCAUCCGCACCAAGAACUGCUUCAGCGCGCCGCUGUCGACCGUCGAGGACACGCGGCCUGCCGCGCCGCCUGGCCACAUGGCCAAGGGUCUCUGGGCGCACGCCAGCCACAUGAACCACAGCUGCGUGCCCAACACGAUGCGGUCGUUCCUCGGCGACAUGCUGGUCAGCCGCGCGACGCGCGACAUCGCCGCCGGCGAAGAGGUCUUCCAGCAGUACGUGCCCGUCAAGUCGCUCGUCAACCUCCGCAACGCCGAGUACAAGGCCGGCUGGGGCUUUGAGUGCGGCUGUACGCUGUGCUCCGGGGAGCGCAAGAGUCCCGCCGCCAACCUCGACCGCCGCAGGGAGGUGCUCAUCGCCGUCGAGAAGGCCUGCAACAAGCGCGGCCCCGGAGCGGGCGACAAAGGCAUCGUGCCCAACGCCGUCAUCCGCAACAUUGAUCGCCUCGCCCAGAAACUCGAGGACCUCCACGAGCCCGAAGUCUACGAUGGCCUGCCGCGGCUGACGCUGAUCUAUCCGUGCAACUGGCUUGUGGGAGCGCACCGCGGGCGGAAGAACCACGCCAAGGUUCUCAAGUACGGGCUGCGGGUGCUGCGCAACUUUGGUUUCCGUGUGCCGCUCGAAGAGGGGAGCGCCUGGGAGCCGAGGGACAUGUACACGCGGCCGGGAGACGUGUCGCUGAUGACAAUCCACGUCGUGGCCGCGCUGCGUAAGAUGGCCGAGGCCCACCAGGCGCUGGGCCAGUCUGUCAUGGCUGCGCGUUGCACCGAGGCGGCCGAGUUUGGAUUUCUAAUGGUCACUGGGUUCAAGAACGAUCCGAGCAUCAUCGAGCCGUGA